AGCACCGUUCAGUUCUGGCUUAUGGUGGUGCAGUGGACUGAAUUUAGGAGUUUGGAACCUCAGCGAUAUGUCUAUUGUACAGUAUCAGCAAUCUUCAUCCCUUCGUCCUUCAAGGAAACUGACAUGUCUGGUAAAAAAUUCUCUUGCUAUUCACCAAAACUCCUUGGUGGGAGACAGCAUGUCCAAUUUUGCCUUGAAAAAACCACCUCCCACAGGACAUGAUAUGAAGAACACCACUCAGGGGACCACACUGAAGCUACAGGGUUUUCAUGAAUUGAAUAAAAGAAGAGCUUUCUUACAGGACAACAGCUGGAUAAAGAAGCGUCCUGAACAGGAAAGAGAUGAAAAUUAUGGAAGGGUGGUUCUCAACCGACAUAACUCCCAUGAUGCCUUGGACAGGAAAGUAAAUGAGAGUGAUGAACCAAAAGCCAGAAUAAGUCGACAUAGGUCCGAUGACACUUUGGACAGGAUCUCAGACAAAAACGAUGCUGUCAAAACAUUUAAGGCCAAUACCUUGGAUAACCAACUAACUAAUAGAAGCUUGUCCACGUUUAGACCAUCAGAAGCAACAAAGAUGAAACCUGGAAGUUUGUUCAGUUCAAACACCACCAACACACCAACUUCUACCUCUGCUACAACUCCUGUAAAGAAAAAGAGGCAGUCCUGGUUUCCACCACCCCCUCCAGGUUAUAAUGAGAUCUCAAGCCCAGGAUCAAACAAAAGGGAAUCAACUGUUUAUCCUCCAAUACCUCCAAAGCCCAGUUCUCCUGUUUCAUCUCCUAACCUACCGAGAAGGGAUAAUAGGCAGAUAUGUCCACCUAAACCAGGCAUCUAUACAGGAACAAACAAACCUGCUGAAAGAACCAUAAGGAGUCAGGAUCUUGAGAAUAUUGUCAAAGUGGCCACUUCACUUCAGAAAACUGAUAAAGGUGAAGAACUGGAUAAUCGCAUCAAGAUGAACAAAAGUUUGAGCAGAAAUCAAGGUCUUGAUGGUCUCUUCAGAGCAAGUCAUAAGGCAGAGAAAACUGAGAAAAGGGCGAAAAGUCUUGAAAAUCUUGUCUUUAUAAAUUCCCAGUUGGAAAAAAAUGGCAAAGGAAACCAAACUCGCAGCAGCUUCAUUAAAGAAAAUCCCAGGACAACCAAGAAUGACAAAGGAAAGCAAGACUUCAGUGGGUAUAUUAAUGCGGAUCCCGAGACAAAUAAAAAUAUCAAAAGGGGCCAAAGUCUUGAAAAUCUCAUCAAUGUGACCCCUGUGGUAAACAGAAGGAACCCAGGCUCCAAAGACCUUGAUAGUCUCAUCAAAGUGAAUUCAAUAAUAGGAAAACAUUUGCAAGGGGAUCAAAAUCUUGACAGUCUCAUCAAAGUGACUCCUGAAACCAACAUAACUAACCAAGGGAACCAAGGACUGGAAAAUUUAAUCAAAGUGGUCCCCUCGGUAAAUAAAAGCUGUGACCAAGGUCUUGAUGAACUUAUUAAUGUAAGCCCCAAAGCUGUCAAAACCGUGGCUGGAAAUCAAGAUCUUGACAAGCUCAUCAAAGUGAAACCUGCAGUGCUCACCAACAACCAAAGAAACCAGGAUCUUGAUAAAUACAUUAAGGUGAAUCCUGCAGUAAUCAGAAACAAUCAAAGCAGCCAAGACUUGGACAAUUAUACUAAAGUCAAACCUUCAGCUCUCAGAAACAUUAAACAAGACCAAGACUUGGAGAAUGUAACUGAAGUAAAUGCUAAUGUGUCCAACAAUAACAAUGGAGGCUCCAAUGUUGAAACCAGACAUUCAGGACCAAAAAAUACUGUUGUGUACACAAGGACAUAUGUGGAGAAUAGUAAAUCACUGAACACUGGAUAUCAGGAAAAUAUCUCUGGAAAAUACAUACAAACUGUUUAUUCUACUUCUGAUAGGUCUGUCAUUGAAAGAGAUAUGUGCACCUACUGCCGAAAACCCUUGGGCACAGAAACCAAAAUGAUUUUAGAUGAAUUACAAAUUUGCUGCCAUUCCACUUGCUUCAAGUGUGAAAUAUGCAAACAGUCUUUGGAAAACCUACAAGCAGGUGAUAGUAUUUGGAUUUACAGACAGACAAUCCACUGUGAGCCUUGCUACUCUAAAGUAGUAGCAACAUGGAUUCAGUAAUUCUGGCACACAGCAAUGAAGAUGAAAGUAUUCACAAAGGAGUUAAGAUUUUUCCAUUUUCAGAGUGUGUAAUGUAGAAAAAAAAACUUACACUGAAAGUUGAUCAUGCAAAUAAUAAUUCUGCCAAUGCAUAAAUAACCUAAUUGCCCUCAAUAAGAUCAUAUACAUAAUGAGAUCCAUCAGGUAACUGCCUAUGUUUAAAUGAUCGAAAGUCCAAGUAGCAUUAUCAGAAUAGUCUGAUAGCAUGAACAUGGGCAGCUUUACCCAGAUUCAUCACUUCUCCAGAUUUAGGCUUCGUAUGAUGGUUUCCGUCAUAGACAAGUUUCUCAUUUUUCUCACCUUUAUUUUUUAAAGAUUUACAGAUAUUGUUGAAAUCCCGAUAAACUGUCAAAGAAGCAACAUUUAUUUUCUUUAUGCACUAAAGGAACAUUGACAGAUACUUUAUGAAAUCUGAAAGAAGGAUGUUGACACAAAAUUGUGUGGACCUCAGAGAGACAUUUAAACUUUCUAACUCUCUGUAUCAUUAUCAGUAACAUUAGGGGCAUUGGACAAAAUAAUUUCUGAAUUGCUUUCGGGUUAUCACAUUCCCUGAUUCUAAAACAAAUUUGCCUUUUUCUCUAAAAUCAUAUCUGAAUACAUAUUUGUUGAGUAUGUUGAACCUGGUAGGAUAUUUAAACAGCUUAACUUUGAUAAUACUCUUCAGUUAACCAGACAUAGUUUUUAUAGAAUUCGUACUAUAGACAAAAAGACAUUGAUUUCUGGGUGAUGGUUAAAGUCACAUGACAUGUAUAACAUACAUAUACAUGUAAAAUUUUCUUUUCAUAUAUUUCAAACUCUGGGCAUAAAAACAAUCUAUGAAAUAUAAUGGUUAUGGACUAUAAAGACAUGUUCUUUAGCAUGUUCCACCUAUUGAUAAUAUAUAGCACUUUACAUUUAGAAGCAGCUGAUAAAAAUAAAAUGAAAAAUUAUAUGAAAAUGAAAAAUGAAAAAUUAUAGUAAAUAAAAUUAAUAUAAUAAUAUAAUAAAUAAAAUGAAAAAUUAUAUGAAA
Messenger RNA from Erinaceus europaeus (western European hedgehog), 3176 nucleotides. RefSeq names its product sciellin (gene SCEL). Gene Ontology annotation, cellular component: cytoplasm. NCBI's taxonomy places the organism in Eukaryota, Metazoa, Chordata, Mammalia, Eulipotyphla, Erinaceidae. Gene Ontology annotation, biological process: epidermis development. The record is from RefSeq and is a predicted model, not a curated record. Bases 68 to 2128 code for a protein of 686 amino acids. The transcript is spliced from 32 exons.